Messenger RNA from Psylliodes chrysocephalus, 4155 nucleotides. NCBI's taxonomy places the organism in Eukaryota, Metazoa, Arthropoda, Insecta, Coleoptera, Chrysomelidae. The record is from the annotation of a GenBank genome assembly.
AUGAUAAAAAUUUGCGUAUUUGUGACAGCAGUUGUCUGUGUUUCAUUACCACCUUCCAUACUUUCAGCACCAUGCAUCUUGGGUUCACUAUUUGCCCACGAAUCAGAUUGUACCAAAUUUUACCAAUGUACAAACUGGGGCCCGCAAGAAAUGCCUUGUGGUCGUGGAACCGUUUUCAAUCCUAAGGUUGGAGUAUGCGAUAUGCCACAACCCGGGCUUUGCGACAAACCAAAACCUCAAAAACAAGAACCAGAAGAAAAACCCCUGGAAGAACCAGCAGAAAAUCAAAAUACGGAAGAUCCCACUAAGGAAGAUCCCACUAAGGAAGAUCCCACUAAGGAAGAUCCCACUAAGGUAGAUCCCACUAAGGAAGAUCCCACUAAGGAAGAACCCACUAAGGAAGAUGCCACUAAGGAAGAUCCCACUAAGGAAGAUCCCACUAAGGAAGAUGCCACUAAGGGAGAUCCCACUAAGGAAGAUCCCACUAAGGAAGAUCCCACUAAGGAAGAUCCCACUAAAAAAGAUCCCACUAAAAAAGAUCCCACUAAGGAAGAUCCCACUAAGAAAGAUCCCACUAAGGAAGAUCCCACUAAGGAAGAUCCCACUACUGAAGAACCCACGACAGAAGAACCCAUUACGGAAGAAUCCGUAACGAAAAAAGAACCCAAAGGAUCAACAGAAUCAGAACCAAAACAACCCGAUGAAGCAAAGGUACCAAGUGUUAACAAUAACAAUAUUCUAGAAAUAGAGAUACUAAAAGAUUCACAAGAAAAUAAUAAGGAAGUAGAGGAACCAAAUGCUAGCAAUGAAAAUAAUCUGGAAGCAGAGGACACACAAGAUUCCCAAAAAAACGAUUGGAAAGUGGAGGAACCAAAUGAUAACAAUGAAAAUAAUCAGAAAACAAAGAAGCCAGAAGAUUCACAGGAAAAUUAUUGGGAAGUAAAAGAACCAAAUGGAAACGAUGAAAAUAAUCAGGAAACAGGGGAUCCACAAGAUUCAAAAGAAAAUUAUGAUGAAAAUAAUCAGAAAGCAGAUGAACCAAUAGAACCACAACCAGAAGAUUCACAAGAGAAUAAUAAGAAAGUAGAGGAAACAAAUUAUGACGAUGAACAUUAUCAAGAAACAGAGAACCCAAGUGAUUACGAUGAAAAUAAUCAGAAAGCAGAGGAAACGUUGGAUACACAAGAAAAUAAUCAGGAAGCAGAAGAACCACAAGAUUUACAGGAAAAUAAUGAGGAAGCAGAGAAAGAAGAGGAACCAAAUGAUAAUUAUAAAGAGGAUGCAGAAGAAUCAGAAAACUCACAAGAAAAUAAUAAGGAAGAUGAGGAACCAAAUUAUAUCGAUGAAAAUAAUGAAGAAGUAGAGGAAACAAAUUAUAUAAAUAACGCUAAAAAUUAUCAAGAAGAGGGACCAAGUGAUUACGAAAAAAAUAAUCAGGAAACGGAAGAACCACUAGAUAUACAGGAAAAUAAUAACGUCGCAGUGGAAUCAAAUGAUAAUUAUGAAAGUAACGAAGCAGAGGAAUCUAAUGAUAUUUAUGAAAAUAAUGAAGAAGUUUGGGAACCAAAUUAUUUACAAGAAGAUUAUAAAGAAGCAGAGGAACCAAUUGAUAACUAUGAAAAUAAUCAGGAAUCAGAAGAAUCACCAGCUUCAGAAGAAAAUUAUCAGGAAGCAGAAAAUCCACAAUAUAUACAGGAAUAUAAUAAGGACGCAGAGGAACCAAAUGAUAACUAUGAAAGUAAUGAGGAAGCAGAAGAACCAAAUGAUAAUUAUAAAAAUAAUGAAGAAGUAGAGGAACCAAAUUAUUCACAAGAAAAUUAUGAAGACGUAGAGGAACCAACUGAUAACGGUGAAAAUAUUCAAGAAGUAGAAGAAUCACUAGAUUCAGAAGAAAAUUAUCAGGAAGCAGAAGAACCCCAAUAUAUACAGGAAUAUAAUAAGGACGAAGAAGAACCAAAUGAUAACUAUGAAAGUAAUGAUGAACCAGAGGAACCAAAUGAUAAUUAUGAAAAUAAUGAAGAAGUAGGGGAACCAAAUUAUUCACAAGAAAAUUAUGAAGAAGUAGAGGAACCAAUUGAUAAUUAUAAAAAUAACGAAGAAGUAGAAGAACCAAAUUAUACGCAAGAAAAUUAUCAGGAAGCAGAAGAAGCACAAUAUAUACAGGAAUAUAAUAACGACGUAGUAGAGGAACCAAAUGAUAACUAUGAGAGUAAUGAGGACGCAGAGGAACCAAUUGAUAAUUAUAAAUAUAAUGAAGAAGUAGAGGAACCAAAUUAUUCACAAGAAAAUUAUAAGGAAGCAGAAGAAACACAAUAUAUACAGGAAUAUAAUAACGACGCAGUAGAGGAACCAAAUGAUAACCAUGAGAGUAAUGAGGAUGCAGAGGAACAAAUUAAUAAUUAUAAAUAUAAUGAAGAAGUAGAGGAACCAAAUUAUUCACAAGAAAAUUAUAAGGAAGCAGAAGAAGCACAAUAUAUACAGGAAUAUAAUAACGAAGCAGUAGAGGAACUAAAUGGUAACUAUGAAAGUAAUGAGGAAGCCGAGAAAGUAAAUUAUAAUUAUGAGAAUAAUGAAGAAAUAGAGGAACCAAAUUAUUCACAAGAAAAUUAUCAGGAAGCAGAAGAAGCACAAUAUAUACAGGAAUAUAAUAACGACGCAGUAGAGGAACCAAAUGAUAACUAUGAAAGUAAUAAAGAAUCAGAGGAAUCAAUUGACAACUAUAAUAAUAAUGAAGAAGUAGACGAACCAAAUUAUUCACAAGGAAAUUAUCAGGAAGCAGAAGAAGCACAAUAUAUACAGGAAUAUAAUAACGACGCAGUAGAUGAACCAAAUGAUAACUAUGAAAGUAAUGAGAAAGCAGAGGAACCAGUUGAUAAUUAUAAAAAUAAUGAAGAAGUAGAGGAACCAAAUUAUUCACAAAAAAAUUAUCAGGAAGCAGAAGAAGCACAAUAUAUACAGGAAUAUGAUAACGACGCAGUAGAGGAACCAAAUGAUAACUAUGAUAAUAAUGAGGAAGCAGAGGAAUCAAUUGAUAAUUAUAAUAAUAAUGAAGAAGUAGAGGAACCAAAUUAUUCACAAGAAAAUUAUCAGGAAGAAGAAGAAGCACAAUAUAUACAGGAAUAUAAUAACGACGCAGUAGAGGAAGCAAAUAAUAAAAAUGAAAGUAUUGAGGAAGCAGAGGAACGAUUUAAUAAUUAUAAAAAUAAUAAAGAAGUAGAGGAACCAAAUUAUCCGCAAGAAAAUUAUCAGGAAGCAGAAGAAGCACAAUAUAUACAGAAAUAUAAUAACGACGCAGUAGAUGAACCAAAUAAUAACUAUGAAAAUAAUGAAGAAGUAGAGAAACCAAAUUUUUCACAAGAAAAUUAUCAGGAAGCAGAGGAACCAAGUGAUUACGAUGAAUAUAAUCAGAAUGCAGAAGAAUCACUAGAUUCAGAAGAAUAUUAUCAGGAAGCAGAUGAUCCACAAUAUAUACAGGAAUAUAAUAAGGACGAAGAAGAACCAAAUGAUUACUAUAGAAGUAAUGAGGAAGCAGAGGAAUCAAAUGAUUAUUAUGAAAAUAAUGAAAAAAUAGAAGGACCAAAAGAUUCACAAGAAAAUUAUGAGGAAGCAGAGGAACCAAAUUAUUACGAUGAAAAUUAUCAAGAAGCAUCGGAAUGGCAAGAUGUUGAGGAAACAGGGGAACCAGGAGAUAACGAUGAAACUAAUCAGGAAGCAAGAGAAUUACAAGAAUUACGAGAAAAUAAUGAAGAACCAAGUAAUAACGAUGAAAAUAAUAUGGAAGUUUAUGAACCACGAGAAUUACCAGAAAAUAAUGAAGAAGUAGGGGAACCAAGUGAUUAUGAUGAAAAUAAUCAGGGAGCAGAGGAAUUUGAAGAAUUACAAGAAAAUAAUGAGGUAACAGAACCAAAAGAUUCACAAAAAGAAGAGGAACUAAGUAACAAGGAUGGAAACAACACCGAACCAAAGGAAGAAAAUAUGGACAGUAUAUGUUCAGCUUAUUCUACAGGAAUGGCCUACGUGGAACAUCCAACCAGCUGUCACCAAUUUAUACUUUGCAAUAAAGGAGUUGCUAAUCUGAUGGAGUGUCCUGUUGAUCAGAAUUACAGUCCUAGGACUAGAAGAUGUUCUACUACCAACCCUUGUAAUAAAAAUUGA